CGACGAUGACGUUACCCAGAUUGGUCGGUAUUUUAAUAGCUUUAUCUUUGGUAGGGAGUGUAGAGUGUAUAAAAGGAGUCGAUCCAUCUAUAGAACAUCUCUAUAAACCAAUUGAUGGUAGAUUUAAGUGUAUAAAUUCAGAUGUCAGUAUACCAUAUAGUGCACUAAACGACGAUUAUUGCGAUUGUCCAGACGGCACAGACGAACCUGGAACUAGCGCCUGUUCGAGCUAUCACCACACACCUCAGUUUUAUUGUCACAAUGAGGGUUUCUUCCCUGAUAAAAUACACUUAUCGAAAGUUAAUGACGGGAUCUGCGAAGAGGAAUGUUGCGACGGGACAGAUGAACCAGCAGGAAUCUGUCCAGAUACUUGCAAACAACGUGGAAAACAAUACAAAGUUGAAUUGGAACAUUCUGAGCGUAUAAGGGAUAAAGCACUCAUCACUAAAAGUAAAUACAUUGAUAGCGCGAAAAAAGAAUUAAACAGACUCUCAUCUGUACAACAAGAUAAAACUAGGGCGAUUAUCAAGGCUGGUGAGAGGGAACUUGCUGCAAAGGCGGAAGUAGACCGUUUAGAGGCACUAUCAAAGGAUGCCUUAUCAGCUAAGCUCGCAUCACCACUCUAUAAACAUCUCUUAGAUGCCAGAAGUGCUUUAGAUGAUCUCAAAAAGGAGAAUGAGGCAGUCGAAGCUGAUUUAUCUCAUUUGUUGGAUAUUCUUGAAUCGUUGAAGAAUAGUUAUAAUCCUAAUUACCAAGAUAUGGGUGUCUUGGCUGCUGUAAAGGAUUAUAAUGCUUAUAUAGACACUCGCAAAAAGCGGAGCGCUUCAAAUGAGUUGCUUUCCAAACUUCAAAAUGAAGAUCUAGUCAACUUGAUCGUUUCUUUGGAUCAAAGCAGUGGUGAUAAAAAGGAUGACAUCGACAGCAUGUUGUUCAAUAUUGAGGCAUAUCUUCCACCAACCAUGGUUGAUAAUUACAGAGCAUUUAAGGAGACAUUUGUCGGAUGGUUAGUUAAGUUUAGCAUUAUACCAGAACCAUCAACGCAGGGAAAUGCAUCUUAUAUCCAAAACGCCAGAAAGGAGCACAAAAAAGCAAACGACGCUUUGCAAAAAGCACGCAAUGGACUUGCAAAAACCGAUGCUGAGGUGGCUGAACUUAAAAGUGGUAUUAGAUGGGGUCCGCAGGGAGAGUGGAAUGCACUAAACAAGGAGUGUGUUUCUCAAAACAUCGCCGAAUAUACCUAUGAAUUGUGCUUUUUUGACAAAGUCACCCAAAGACAACAAGGGCGCAAGUCUGGUGGAACGAGUUUAGGAAAAUUCCACAGCUGGAAUGAAGAUGCAGGACCAGGAAGCGAGGACUUCUACAAUUUACAGGUAUACACGAAGGGUCAGAGAUGUUGGAAUGGUCCUGAGAGGUCUGCAGAUGUUGAGAUAGUGUGUGGUGAAUACAACGCACUUAUAGAGGUGGAGGAGCUCGAAAAGUGCGCCUAUAAAUUACUAGCAAGUAGUCCUGCUGCGUGUCACGAGAACACUCGACGCGUGCAUAUUCGCCAUGACGAAUUGUAAAAGUAUAAAUUACGUCUAUGCAUUCUAUUAAAAG
Messenger RNA from Wallemia mellicola CBS 633.66, 1596 nucleotides. RefSeq lists its product as hypothetical. The coding region runs from base 6 to 1562 and encodes 518 amino acids. The transcript is spliced from 6 exons. Gene Ontology annotation, cellular component: glucosidase II complex. Gene Ontology annotation, biological process: N-glycan processing. The record is from RefSeq and is a predicted model, not a curated record. NCBI's taxonomy places the organism in Eukaryota, Fungi, Basidiomycota, Wallemiomycetes, Wallemiales, Wallemiaceae.